This is a messenger RNA of Lutzomyia longipalpis, 2594 nucleotides long. RefSeq names its product nephrin-like. Bases 1530 to 2594 code for a protein of 354 amino acids. The transcript is spliced from 10 exons. Lineage: Eukaryota; Metazoa; Arthropoda; Insecta; Diptera; Psychodidae. The record is from RefSeq and is a predicted model, not a curated record.
UCGCAAUAAAUUGUAAUAGCCCCAUACUACGGGGUAAAGGAAACCACCACCCUAUUUACAGCGCCAUCCGAAUGGUCUUACGGAUGGUGAGAUGCCAGUAGUGUACUCUGUGCCGUGUAUGUGAAAGUAUCUAUGACCGUUCCGUGGACGACCCGUCCUAAGAGAUCCCAUUAAAUUUGGCUCUUUUUGGGUGCUCGUUGGAUGUAUCAAAGCCACAGUCAAAUGUGAAUUAGUGAAUAUUCUAGCUGAGAUGGUUUAAUCCAAAAGAAAACCAUGUGGACUCUCAAUGCCUAGGAAUCACACUAAUUUCCCAACCAUUCUUGGGUCUGUGGAAACUUCCAAAAACGAACUUACGGAUUUCCCGGAUUAUUAAACGAGGACAAAUGUGAAAAUUUAGUUGAAAAAAUAGAAACAUAUAUAGUGGAAAUCAAGAAUAGUCAUUCACCUCAAUCAGUGGACAGACAGGUGUGUUAGUGCAGCAACCCCAAAGUAGAAAGUUUGGCGCGCAAAAUUAAUAAUGUGAGCCCGAUUGGGGCAGAAGCAGCAUGAAAGUUUUGUGCUAAUGUGAAUUGAACGCUGCAGCAUCAUCCCCCUAAGAGAGCUGAGUAAAGGGUGCAGGCUACGCGGAAUUUAUAUAAAAAGUGUUGCAAUCAUAAACAAACAUAUCAUUCAAAAUCAAUAGUAAUAAAAGCGAUAUAAAUUACAAGAACAACGACAUGGAUGGGUAAAGUAUCGCAUAACAUGGUAUGCUGAAAAAAAAAAUGGGGAGUAGCACAACCAUUCGUUGCGGGGAUGGAUCUCCCCAAUUGAAAAUGUGAAUUUGUGUGGAUUGUACUUUCGGUAUAAUUCCAAUGCGAAAGUUGCACCAAACAAAAUAAAGGGUGGCAAAAAAGAGGGGGUGUAGUGUUGCAUCUACGAGUUUUGGGCUGGACGUAUGUAUAGCGUGGGUGCAGAAAAAAAAAUUCGAGUCCGGUGUGCCCAAAAAGUGGAACUGUGUGGACUAUUGUGUGCGGAAAUGGGCAUGAUAAAAAGCUGUGUAAAUAUUCGAUGAAAUGGCUGAUGUGAUUGUGACAAACAGAAAUUUGGACGAGAAAAAAACACCGAGGGUUUAUUCGCAACCAUUAAGUGACAUGGUGGUUGCUGAUGGAGUAAAAACACCAGCAUUGUCCGGACUAUAGGCAAGAAGGGUGUACAAAGAGUUGUCACGUGGGGAUAUUGUGCUUCUUCCAAUUGCAGAUAUCACUGCAACUAUACAAUACAUAUACAGGAAAAGCUGGCCCAUUGAAGCAACAUCAUUGAGACAGUUGCGACGAAAGAUUUCAUAUUAAAUCCGAUUGUGGAGGAAUUCACAUUUAUAAGUAAAGCUAUUAGUGAACUCUGUGUGUACCACAUAACAUACUUUAUAUGUGAAUACGUGAACUUAUAACCAAAUGCAGAACUUGUGAAGUAUAAAAAAAAUCCUCAAAUCCCCUAGAGGACUGUUCAGAAAUAAUAGUCGUUGAAAUAAUGCCAAGUACUUCAUCAUCAAGAUGAGAAAAAUUGAAAGCAUGGGGAAAUCAUCAGUGUGGAUGUACUUGCUGGUGAUUUUCUUUCUGCGACGAUCUGUUGCUGCUCACGGAUACAUUGAAGGAUAUCGACCAGAUGGCGAUGUACAGAAAGUCUUGGUGAAUGGCACAGCGCAAAUAAGAUGUGAUGUCUCCUCGAAUCUGCCCAAUGACAAGGUUCUCCUUGUUGUUUGGUACAAGAACAAUCUUCCAAUCUACAGCUACGACACUCGAGGACCACACUCUGGAAAUCCGUCACAUUGGCGAGACGGAGAAGUGCUGGAAGAUCGUGCAACUUUCAAAUCAGUUGGCGGCCCAGCGGAAUUAAUCAUAAAUCCAGUUCUGGAAAAGGACGGUGGAAAUUUUCGUUGUCGAGUCGAUUUCAAACUUUCCCCAACAAGAAAUAGUAAUGUGAACUUAGAAGUAGUUGUUCCGCCCCAACCACCGAAAAUUUUCAACGAGAUGAGGGAGUACAUUGAAUCUCGCGCCGGUCCCUACGAAGAAGGGGGUGAUCUGCAUUUAAUUUGCGUAGUUGUUGGAGGUUCACCAACUCCAACAGUUACGUGGUCGAGCAAUGGCCAAAUACUCUCGAGUACAAUGCUAGACUUUUCAUUUCCUUCCGCAUUGAAUAGUAAACUUGUAGUACGUAAUUUAUCACGAAUACACCACCAUACGAUUUACACGUGUCAAGCGAGUAAUUUUCGUAAGAAAGCCAUCUCAACUAACGUCACUAUCGAACUGUACCUUCGACCACUUUCCGUGGAAAUUCUCUUUGGAAAUCAACCCUUAUCGGCGGAUCGACGCUAUGAGGUGCAAUGUCAAACGGUGGGCUCAAGACCACCCGGGAAAAUUACAUGGUGGAUGAGUGGUGUAGAACUCAAAGCAUCAAAUGUUAAGGUCUCAUCAGAUGGCAACGUAAGUUUAUCAACACUGAAUUUUACACCCACACGACAAGACCACGGGAAGACACUUGUUUGUCGUGCCACUAACGAGCUGGUUAAACGUGGAAUGAAGGAAACUUCGAUGAAAUUGAAUGUGUUCUGUAAGUAG